AUGCCCUCCCAAAACGAAAUCGCCAAACACUUCCGCACCCUCCACAACCCCAGCGACCCCCUAAUCCUCACAAACAUCUACGACGCCAGCACUGCCUCCCUCAUAGCCUCCCUCCCCACAACCCGCGCCCUAGCAACAGCUUCCUUCGCCGUCGCCGCCACCCUAGGCGUCGACGACGAAGCCCUCACAAAGACCCAAAACCUCUCGACCCUCAAAACCAUCAUCUCCGCCGCCCACCGCGUCAACCCCUCCCUCCCCGUCACAGUCGAUCUCCAAGACGGCUACGGCGAUGAUCUAGCGGCAACCAUCAAGGAAGCCAUCGAGCUUGGCGCAGUGGGCUGUAACCUCGAAGACAUGGAUAACACAACUGGGAAAUUACGUCCCUUGGAUGAGGCUGUUGCCCGGGUGCGGACUGUCGUUGAGGCUGCGAGGGAGGCUGGGUGUCCUGAUUUUUCAUUGAAUGCCCGGACGGAUGUGUUGUUUCAGGAGGGGAAGACGUUGGAGGAUGCUGUGCAGAGGGGGAGGGCGUUUUUGGAGGCCGGGGCUUGGACGGUUUUUGUUUGGGGGGUCCGGGAGGAAGGGGAGUAUCGAGGGAGGAGGUGCAGGUUUUGGUUAAGGAGUUUGGGGGGAUGGUUAAUGUGA
This is a messenger RNA of Penicillium subrubescens, 642 nucleotides long. RefSeq names its product isocitrate lyase/PEP mutase family protein. NCBI's taxonomy places the organism in Eukaryota, Fungi, Ascomycota, Eurotiomycetes, Eurotiales, Aspergillaceae. Gene Ontology annotation, molecular function: catalytic activity. The record is from RefSeq and is a predicted model, not a curated record. The transcript has a single exon. Bases 1 to 642 code for a protein of 213 amino acids.